This is a messenger RNA of Stegodyphus dumicola, 446 nucleotides long. RefSeq lists its product as uncharacterized. NCBI's taxonomy places the organism in Eukaryota, Metazoa, Arthropoda, Arachnida, Araneae, Eresidae. The record is from RefSeq and is a predicted model, not a curated record.
AAAACCAGUAGGAGACUGAGCAUGCAAGCAGAACGCCAAGCAAAUCUCCGCGCUCAAGAAACCGAAGAAGAAACCAGUAGGAGACUCAGCAGGAAAGCGGAAAGACAAGAAAACUUACGCGCUCGAGAAAGCGAAGAAGAAACCAGUAGGAGGCACAGACUGGACUCUCAUCGUCAUCGUCGAGUUCGAGCAGAAGAGUCGGAAGAGGACGCCACUACGCGAAGAACGCGAGACGCUGCACGUCACAGACAAGUCCUAUCCGAAGAAACAAUGUCCGUACGAGAAGACAGGCUACGCAUGAAUGCAGCACAACGUUCACGCAGCACUCUUCACAAUGCAGGAAGAUGUGGACUCGAAGUUUAUGUUGAGCAACACAGCGCCGGUUCAAUGGAAGCUUCCUGCGAUCUCUGCAACGGAUUGUUCUUUACGGGAGAAAGGAAUGCAAG